AUGGGAGCAGUGGGUGACCUGUCCUUGGGCAAGCUGCUGACCAUGGGAUACAGCUGGCGCGGGGCCCUGACCUGCUUCGGCGGCUGCGUGGCACUGCCCCUGCUGGGGAGCAUUGUGAUGCUGCACAGGCUUGUGCCCAAUGUCCACGAGCACAGCGAGACUUCCGGUGUUAGCUACAGUAGCAAGUGGCGGCGAUUGCUGAGUGACCUCAAUGCCUGGCUGGCUCUGCUGCUGCUGACCGGCGGGGGCUGCAUUUGGGCGCUCGCAGGAUACCUCGCCGUUCUCCUGAAGCAGAAGUUCGAGUUGAGCAGCGGCCAGUCGGCCAUGGCGGCCAGCAGCUUGUUGGCGGGCACCUUCCUGGGCCUCCUCUUCGCAGGCGCUGUGACCUUGGCGAAGGGCCGCAGCAUGGGGCGGUCGCUGCAGCUGAUCCAGGCCACCUUGGGCUUCGUGGCCUUCGCGGUCCUGGAGGUGAUCGUGAAGCCAAACCUCCCGGUGACGGUGACCUGCUUGUUGCUGGCAGGUGCUGGUUGUGGGCCACUGCUCUACUUGCCCUACACGGCCUAUUGCUCCGUGGUGCCCCGCGAAGAGCGGGCCUUUGCCAUGGGUGUGCUGGACAGCGUGUCCCAGGCGUCCACCUGCCUUACGCGGAUCUACUUUGGGUAUCUGCGUAUUGUCGCGCCUCAACGCGCAGGCGACGUCAUGUACACCGUUUCCAUCGCGGGCCUGGGCAUCGCCGUGUCUGCCACGGGCUGGCUCUACGCGCGCCUCGCGAAAGCGGACCCUGCCUCUCGUCUGGCGCGGGCGCUGGCCGAGCUGACGCCGGACGGCAGCGCCUUGAGCCCCGAGACCUUGGAGGAGCGCGUGGCGGUGGUCAAGGCCGCAGGCAAGUGCUGGAGUGUGGACGCCGAGCGCGCCGCAAAGCGGGCGAAAGCAGCGGCGGCAUGA
Effrenium voratum is the source of this 945-nucleotide messenger RNA. NCBI's taxonomy places the organism in Eukaryota, Dinophyceae, Suessiales, Symbiodiniaceae. The record is from the annotation of a GenBank genome assembly.